GACCUUAUAAUCCUUUGUAGUACAGACACUCUUAUCUCAACAUUGCAUACAUACUGACUUCACAGCGAUUCUGGGAAUGAUUUAUAUAAGCCAUGACGAUUAAUGCUGUAUUUGUUAUUGUCGCUUUAGUUUGUUCGAUCAAACAAAUUCAUUGUGUUGGAUGUAAUGUAGGAUGGAUUCAGUUUCAGAACAAAUGCUACUGGUUCAGCCAUGACUCCCGAUCUUGGGGGGAAGCAGAGGGACUUUGUUAUGUGUUUCACUCAAAGCUAGCAGAACCAUUGACCGACGCCGAAUCUCACUUUCUGAUAAGUCAUAGUCAAGUCUAUCCUUCCAGCUUUUGGAUUGGUAUAUCCGACAUGAUAGAGGAAGAUAGAUGGAUUUACUCCUCCAAUCAAAACGUCAUACAAGUGAAUGGAUGGUUUCCAGGAGAACCGAACGGACACACCGGAGAAAACUGCGUCGCUCUAGAAAAGAGUGUUCAUGGAAAAUGGAUUGAUGUUGACUGCAAACGAGCAUAUAGAUUUGUGUGUGAAGCUGAUGUUAAAGAAAUAGACGGAAUAGAUGUAAUAGGUUAACUUUUGAUGAGUAUGUUUACUAUUGUCAAAAUGAAACUAUUUACAUGUGUUA
Magallana angulata is the source of this 627-nucleotide messenger RNA. RefSeq names its product asialoglycoprotein receptor 2-like. The transcript is spliced from 5 exons. NCBI's taxonomy places the organism in Eukaryota, Metazoa, Mollusca, Bivalvia, Ostreida, Ostreidae. The coding region runs from base 93 to 575 and encodes 160 amino acids. The record is from RefSeq and is a predicted model, not a curated record.